AUGUCUUCCAAAUUUAAUUUUCUCAACGAGCUCGAUAAUAGCCGAGGAGUUAGAUGGAAUGUCCGAGUUCGUCUUCUACGCGUGUGGAUAAAGAUAGAUUUCAAUGAUGAUAAUGAAAUCUCCAGAAUUGAGAGCGUCUUAAUCGACGAAAAGGGCAAUAGGGCCAUUGCUGAAAUUAAAAAAGACCUAAUAUACAAGUUUCAGGAUCCCAUGAAGGAGGGAGAGUACAAACAAAUAAGCCAUUUUGGUACGGCUACUGACAAAGAGCUCCAAAGAUAUAGUGAUAACAAAUACAAAAUAAUAUUCAAACGCAGUACCAAGAUUGCGACAAUUCCCGAGUUUGUGGAUCGUCCUUAUAUUGGUGAAUAUUGUUUUCAGUUCCCGAAAUUUGCUAAUAUCAUAAACAAAAGGGUGAAUGAAUCUUUACUGAUAGAUGUCAUAAGUGAAAUAGUGGCUGUAGGCAAAAGGCAAAAGAGGAUAUGCCGUGGAAUCGAAAAAGAUCUGGUUGAUGUGGAGAUGCGUGAUUUAGAUGACGAUACCAUCAUAUGUACUUUGUGGAGUGAACAUGCGGAUGUCAUCCUAGACCAUUAUGCUAAAAACAACUCGUGCGGAGUGGUUACUGUAAUUAUGCAUGCUAAAAUCAUGGAAUAUCAGAAAAAAAAGAAACUUAGCAAUGUUCUAUGGGGUACGCGAAUAUGGCUGGAUGAUUGCAAGAUUGAAGAGAUUGCCAGUUUCAAGGAUAAGCAACAAGUAAUCUGGUAUGUCACUGUUGACGAAAUCCUACCGGAAAAGGAAUGGUACUACAUUGGUUGCAAUAAGUGUCACAAAAAGGUUGAAGAGUGGCCAAUCAAGAAAAACCUAAAUCUUGAGAAUGAACCGACCGAUGUCAAUGAAGCAUCUGAGGACAACUGCAAAAAAAUUUAUAGAUGCAAUGAAGUCUACAAAGCUAUUGUGCCAAAUCCUUGCGCUAGGUACAAAGUCUUCGUGACACUUGAAGACUCAACUGGACAACGGACCUUCGUCCUAUUUGACCGUGAUGUGAAAAAGAUCGUGAAUGUUUCAGCCAAAGAUUUACUUGAAAUCACCCCUCCGGACGAUGAUUCUGAUGUUUGUGCUAAUUAUGAUGGACUGGGAUUUCAAUCUGUGGGUUCACAAAACCCAAAGGUAAUGUGA
This is a messenger RNA of Oldenlandia corymbosa var. corymbosa, 1173 nucleotides long. The record is from the annotation of a GenBank genome assembly. NCBI's taxonomy places the organism in Eukaryota, Viridiplantae, Streptophyta, Magnoliopsida, Gentianales, Rubiaceae.